Molecule: messenger RNA, 2268 nt
Organism: Trypanosoma rangeli
Lineage: Eukaryota; Euglenozoa; Kinetoplastea; Trypanosomatida; Trypanosomatidae
Exons: 1
Coding region: 1-2268 (755 amino acids)
Source: RefSeq, a predicted model, not a curated record
AUGGCGCAGCUUAAACGUCAGGCGGUACUCAAUAAGGAGGGUGCCCUUGUUCGUGUUCCGCAAAACGGCGCACAGGGGUCCAUGUUAGCGGGUGGAUUAAACAUUGGAAACGAAACAAUCAUGGAUAGAAGCGUUAAUGUCUCGCGACGCAUACAGCACGACACAGCUGAUAUUCCACAAAUCUUCGCACUUUCGCAAACAGCACAGAAGAGCCUUACGGAUACUACCGAAGUGCAUUCACGUGCUGUCAAGAGAGAUGCUUCUGGAGCUCUUAUUGUGAGUAAUCAAGAUGUUACAGAUAUGCUUGGUCAUUCUUUGAUUGAUUUGGAGAGUUUGCAGUUGCUGAAAACGCUUGUACUAACAACUGUACGGUGGGGUCCACGUGUGGGCAUGACACGACAGCAUUUCUACAGUGCUAUUAUGGCUUUCCUUGGGACCCCUGGUGUCUCCGUAGAUGAUAACACGCUUCAACGCCACCACAGGGCACUAUUUGAUGUUCUUGUACAGGAUAUAGCCAGCGCAUCAUCGGAUGGGAACAAAUUGGCGGCCUUAGCGCUGCUUGGUCAGUUACUGCAUUUCUCUCCACAGCUUUGUGAAAUGCUGUGCAUAUCAUCCACUGGUGAUGGUACGAACCCACAAUUGAUGACAUGCAUAACAAGUGCAUUUCAGGCAAUCGAUGAAUCGAUUUCCGCAUUUCUCGCUCAUGGCGGGACGGAAGUUGCCUCUAUUUUGUGGCUUGCACAAAUUGUCUUUGACCUCCUGAUGAUUAUUUCUCAGCAGCACGCCGUCCAACUUAUUCAAAUCAAUGCGCUCUCACGCUGUAUUGCCAUGAAGGUAUGGAGGACGAGCGCACGAAUUGUAUUGGGGCACACGAGCAGCCAUGGUGGGACUGAUGCGUAUGGGUCUGAAAACAUUGAGGUGUACAGGGAGGUCAUUAAAAGUGUUUUUUUGUAUACCAUACGUUGGUUUAAUGGGGUUUUGUCCGCUUUGGACAACUCCGAGGCGGCGCUUAUGCCGAUUGCCGAGUUUGUGCGCACCAAUCAGCUUCUGUUUCAAAGUGUGUUGGGUUCUCCUUAUUUGGAUGUUCACAGGCAGUAUGUGGACCCGCUGACGCUAGGCCUCUUUGUUGAAAUUGGUGGAAUGCUCUACCGUCUCUCCUGCUCACCACUUGUAGAUGAGUGUCGUGCGCUGGUUCACCUAUUUGCGCUUACCGACCUUCUCGCCCUUCUUACGAAGAGUGAGUUUGUCGAAAGUCCCAUUUUUGUGACUGACACCGCAACAACACUUAUGUCAGUGGCAUCGCCACUCGGCGUCGGUCAGACGGCUUCCCUUCCUUCGCCAACUCAACGCCAACAGAUAUCGAUCGCAGUACAAAACAUUUUGAGGUUUCUGUUGCGAGCAGAAAACCUGAGUGCACUUUUUGCAGCGUGGGGAGAGAAUGGAUUUGCUGCGACGAAUGCAGAUGGUACAGGUAGAGAGGAGCAUGCACCACGUCUUUGCGAUGACUCACAGAGCAAGGAACUCAUGGUAACCAUAACGAAGCAGGUGGUGGUUACUAUGGAGAACGCCUAUUAUAGUGGAGUGGUGCAGGCGGUGCAUUUUAUACCCCACAUUGUCUCACUUCACUCCCUUGUUCUCUUUUUACACGCGUUUCUGCUAUUGGAUCGGGCGGCACACGUAAGAGACGCGAGGAGCCAGUGGGGUCCUAUUGUGCACGCUCUGGAAGAGGCUCAACGCGUUGUGAAUCUAUGGAAAGCCUUUCACUCAGAUUACAUCAAAGGUGUAAGGGUCAGUCAGGCGAGCGACGGGCGGUGGAGCGUUGCCGCACCCUCUAUCAGCAAUCGAUCCAUUUACCCAUCCAUCUCGGCACGGCCACAGGAUGAUGGUCACUCCACAAACAUUUAUCAACAACUCCUGGACACCCCACCACAAAUAAGUCUGAAGCGGGUAACAGAUUCUUCAGUGGAUGGGAGCUUCACAAACCAGAUCUCUACGGUCACUCUUGGAGAUGUUGGUAGUGGGAGAAUGCCGCUUGGUAAGAUGGGGGAUGCCGGCUCUCUGGCGCUUGAUGCAGUCACAUUUCCCCCAGCUGCUGGCGAUGUCUCUAUUGGUGCCUUGGUGGAGCCCACGCGUCGCAGUGAGAUGGUGCAGAGCGACGAGGUGUGGGGCGCGUUUCCUGCGCGCGACGAGGUCUUGAGCAUGGAGUCUUUUCUGCGUCAGGUGAAGGUGGCGAUUUCCAACGCCCUGCGUGUGGCUUCACACACAUAG